CUGAAAACGUUUGCCAGCUGACUGGAAGCUCAGUCGCCUGUCCGGAAAAUUUAUAGUUUGUUUGACUCAGUCCAAUGUCGAAUCGAUUUCUAGGUCAUAACACUGUGAUACGCAAAACCAUUUGUUUACGAUAGUAACGCGAUUAGGUCUUCCAUCAAUGCCAAAGGAAUAACCCAAACCAUACAUAAUUUCAAGUCAGAGCCAUUUCCAUACAGGGAUAUUCAAUUUGAUAAACUAUCAUAUAAUGAAUACAAUUUUAAGCUAUUAGUCUCGAAGCCGCAGACAGUGUGGCACCAAAGCGUCCGACGAAUGUUACAUAAACUAGUUACGCGUCGGAAUAGAUAACGCCCCAUGCAUUAAGUUCAGAACAAAUAAAAUUGAUUUUAUUAAUUCAGUUAGUAACAGUGUGAAUUAUUUGUUCUGAAUAUUGCCUUUUUAAUUACCAUACAAUAGAUGACGUUAAAUUGUAUAACGUUACAAUGUACGUGCUCAUAAUUAUUUUUGCGGUUUGCCUCCUAUAGGAAUGACGACGUUUCAACAGUUGCUGCGUGAGUGAUAACAGCCCAUAUUUGUCGAUAUAUGCCACAAUUUAUUUCUAUUUAAAGCAAUUGUAAAACAUGAACUCAUCAGUCAUCGCUGAAACCCAUGAAAACUAAACGUGGGAAUAAUUAGUGUAAAAUAAAUUAAAUUAAAUUAAAUAAUGGCAUAUAAAGACCUUUAUUUGGAAGAUUUCGUCAGCCUGAUGGGAAACAGUGAUUGGGAGCAACAAGUCACUGCAGAGCACAAACGGAUUACAAGUGAAAAAGUUGAAGGAACAUUCGAAGAAAGUUCCAGAAACCGGGACCUCAACAGAUUCGUCCACGACGUGUGUUAUGACCACUCAAGGGUCGUGCUCCCGACAGAACGAAACAGGAAUACCUUCAUCAAUGCAAACUACUGUGAUGGAGCUGAUCAACAGAAGCAGUACGUUCUUGCAGAAGCCCCAACUCAAAAGACAGCCUAUAAUUUCUACCGUUUAAUUUGGAUGCAUCAUGUCAAAAUAGUCGUGAUGCUAUGUCAGAAAGUGGAGAAUAAAAAGGAGAAGUGCUAUCCCUAUUGGAGUGACGUCCCUCUAUCAAGUAUGUCAUUCAACAAAAAGUUCCGGGUAACGACCAUGAAGGUGGAACGUUUUGCGCACUACGUAAAGAGUACUCUACUUCUGACAGAUGGCACUGACGCUUGCCAAGUCGUUACACAUUAUAAUUAUACAGCCUGGCCCGAUCAUGGUGUACCUGAAAAUACUUUAGACUUCCUAAAAUUUGUCCUGGAGGUCAGGCGGUUCAGAGAGUCACUCCCGGGCGACCUCACACUUCCCCAACCUCCCAUGGUAGUGCAUUGCAACGCAGGGUUAGGAAGAACACCUUGCUUUGUUGUGAUAGACACUUGUAUAUCCAAGUUGAAAAGUGAUAAAAAAGUGGCAAUAGCGUCGACUUUAGUGCACAUACGUCAGCAAAGAUUUUACUCGCUAUUUCAAACUAGUCAGUAUAUUUUUGUGUAUAAGGUUAUCAAGUUAUACGUAGACUCUAUUCCACGGGAAAGAAAAAUAUCUCCUGCUGCAAAAGCAAUCUAUUUUUUACGUGACUUAGUGAAGUGAGUUAGAUUAAGAUUGUAUUAGUCGUUCAAAGAUCUUUGUAUUUAAAUUUGUUUAAUAUGUGUAUACUUUUAUUUUAAUUGUACAUACUCUUAGAUAUAACUUGUAUUUAAAUUAUACACUUACUGUUGUUUCAUUUAAAUAACCUUGCAUUGAUUGUAUAAAUUCCUUAUACAGGAAAAUCGUUUUAAUUUAGUUUGAACUCAACUUUGUGAAUCAUGUGGUGUAAUUUGUUGAUAAAUUCGAUAACUUGUUUCUAAUACAACUUCAAGAACACUUCGUGUUUAGAUUUAUAGAUAUUUAGCAGUUUUACUUUGGGCUGAAAGAUGUGGACUUUGCACGAAUGGCAAUUUUUGGAAUAUCGAUUAAUUAUUAACCGAUAACCUGCCUGACACCAAGUAUCUAUGUUUAUGUCCAAGACCCAAUUUAAAGACUGCAGCGUAUGCGAUUGCCUCAUUAAAUUAGGUGACUUCAGUACAAUGAUGGUCAACGGGAAAUAUCAUUAUAUCUGUAUAGUUCCAUGGGAAUGGAAUAUCUUCUCACGCAAGGAUGUAGAGCUGAUGAUCUUCAAAAGCCUUAGAAACCAUUUCGAGGCACACGGCGAGAUAAAGGGUGCAGUAACAAGCAUCGGAAUGGCGACGACAAAGACAGAGUACUGGAACCUGAAGCUUUGGCUGAAGAAAGAAUCUGACAGGAGGACUUAUCCUGAUUCAAAGAGCUACUUCUGGAUGCUUAUGGAUUGGAGACCUGAUCCUAAAGAGGUAAUUUAAUGCGCUUAAUCUUAUCUCCAUGACCUUAUUAUUGCAUCUCCUUAACACGUGUGCUACUGGGGUAUAAAUCACCUAGACGUCUAAUUAGUGAUCAUUCAGUCAAGUAUUUUCUGUGUACUCAAUCGUUUGAUACUUACAAAAUGUGUCUGACAUAUUUGUGCUACUUACCCCAAGAGUGGCGGACUUAUUCCAAGUCAUAUUUACGACAUCUAGUAUUUGAAGCAGCAAGUAAACAGUGGAAAACGUGUAGGCACAUAGAAGGCACGACCAUUUUUCUCGAAGGUGUAAGUGCUAAAUUACAGUACUAUCACUUUGACAUUUGGCUGCGGAAAAAUGGGCACCUAGAGAACUUUCCGAGAAAAAAAGAAUAUUUCAGAAUGAGGAUCAAGUGUAUUGUCUGCGCCACUACGUAAGUUUUUCUUUAUCAGCUCACAGUACUCCACAUUCUAGUUUACCGAUAGUUGAUCAGUGUUUGAUAGAUGUUUUCUUUGUUUCAGGUAAUGAUUCACAUACCUCAUGAAAAGUCUAACUAGUAGUUAGGUAGCUACCUAUUUGUUAUUUACACAGUGGUCUCAUUAUUUGUGCUUUGAUCAUAACCGUCUUCAUACGUGGUCAGCGUACAAUUAUUUUGUGUGAAGUUUUGAAUUUAUUUAUCAAGGGUUUAGUAAGUAGGUUAAGUUUCUAGAUGUUUGAACAUUAAAUAAAUACCAAGAAUUUUUAAAGGUAGUUUAUAUUCUAAAUAAUUUACAGAACCUCCGACGAAUCCUUAGUCCGAAUUUUGUUAACGUUCUUUUCCUAGGAGACCUAUGGCUAAUUGAUAUAGAUUUAAUGAACAUAAGCUCUUCUGGUAAAUACGAUGAGUCUUGAGUGGCGAUAUAUUGUAGUCCUU
Molecule: messenger RNA, 3289 nt
Organism: Cydia pomonella (codling moth)
Lineage: Eukaryota; Metazoa; Arthropoda; Insecta; Lepidoptera; Tortricidae
Product: tyrosine-protein phosphatase non-receptor type 9-like
Exons: 1
Coding region: 701-1633 (310 amino acids)
Biological process (GO): protein dephosphorylation
Molecular function (GO): protein tyrosine phosphatase activity
Source: RefSeq, a predicted model, not a curated record